Messenger RNA from Drosophila willistoni, 4247 nucleotides. It is a transcript of the gene tacc, whose product is annotated as transforming acidic coiled-coil-containing protein 3. Gene Ontology annotation, biological process: cerebral cortex development; mitotic spindle organization; cell population proliferation. The record is from RefSeq and is a predicted model, not a curated record. Bases 16 to 4116 code for a protein of 1366 amino acids. Gene Ontology annotation, cellular component: cytoplasm. Lineage: Eukaryota; Metazoa; Arthropoda; Insecta; Diptera; Drosophilidae. The transcript has 10 exons.
UUUAAAUAUCCAAAAAUGGAUUUAUUUUCGAAAAUUAUCAAACGACCCCUUAGCCUGGCAGCAAUCACAACGAAUGACGAUGGCAACAGUUCAUCCACAGCAGCAGGAACAGACGUAUCAGCAGCAACUGCGGCAAAUCUAGUCACCACCGGCCAUCCACUUCAUCUAGGCGAUAGGUCUCCUCUCUUAUCUCUACGUGAUCUACUCGAUUCGGCUGCCCAGGAUAUCAAUCAAUUGGAGGAUCAGCAUAAUAAUUUAAUUGCAAUGCCACAACAAUCUGCUGCCUCCUCACCAUCUCCACCGUCCACGUCUAGCGAUAGUAUACAAAAAUUGCUAAGCGCCAUUCACGUGAAUCUAAAUCAAGUUAGUGCCCAUGAAAUGGAGCAUUUGCAGGCCAUGAGUGCGGAGUUGAGUCCACUGGCUGCAAUAAAGGCAAGUCCCAAGCCUACAAUGGAACAGCCACAGCAAAAGAUCGCGGCAUUGGAUCCUCUUAAGCUGGGUGAUCCAUCAUCAAUGAUAGUUGUUCCUCCAUCUCCAAGGGGCGUCGCUGGUGGUGGUCUACCAGAAUUUGAUGAAAGUCAAAUUCCUGAAUUGCCACCUUUCAGUGCAGACAUGAUGAUGGCGGUCUCUGGAGCUUCUGCUGUGACUUCUUUAAACUCGACUGCUCAUGAUUACAAUUCGGAUUCGGAUGUCUUUGUGGAAUGUUUGUCUUUAACUAGCGAUAAACGUUAUUCAAACGAUCCUGCCGAACUGGAAGCCUAUACAAGUGCAAUCAACGAAGUGUUGCUAGACGAGCAGCAAAAUGCCAUGCAGCAGAUUGAUACUCCAAGUGGUGGGAAUGCGAACCCUGCCGAUUGUAGCUACGAACCGAUGGAUGUCGAUGAACUAAAUGCAACAAUGGAAAUUUUAAAAGAUGUCAUGGCACCGGAGGAUCAUCAGCUGUUAAAGGAGCAGUUUAUGAGUGAUGUUAUCGAGAAGGCUCAGUUACUUUUAAGUAACGAUCCUCUUGGAGAAACAGAUCAGACUCCCGAAGAUCCUCUUAAAUUGUUGAAUGAAGAUCAUUACAAUGAUGAAUUAGAGGCAAGUCCUUUAACAUCUUCAGAUUUGCUGGAUAACGAUAAAACGCAAACGCAAGAAGUAGAAACCAAUGAAACUUUUGGAGGACAAGAAGAAUUAACUGCACAUGAGUUGGAAUCAUCAGCUCUUAAGGAGAAGCAUCAGGCUGAUGAAUCACAAUUAGCUGCACAUGAGUUGGAGUCAUCUGCUCUUAAGGAGAUGCAUCAGGCAGAUGAACAACAAUUAAAUAUAACCAGUGAUCCACUUGGAGAAGUACCUCAAGCCCCCGAAAAACAGACUUCGCAAAAGGAAGAAGACAACAUUGAUGACAUAAAGACGAAGGUCUUAGAUUUGCCCGAAAACGAUGUGGACACGCAGAACAUUGAAAUUGAAAAGAUUUAUGUGCAGCCUGUGGAAAAUAUUCCUCUUUCACCUCCCAUACCCACACAUCGGGCUAAAACUGCAGAAGAAUUAAACUUCUUGGCUCUCAAAGAGUUGCCCGAGGAUGAGGGAUCCCAAGAAAAAAUACAAAAGGCCGAUAAUGAACCAAAAGUAAUACCAAUUGCCUUUGUUACACCCACAUGUAUGACUACUAUGCCAAUUGGUCCUCAGACGACCAACAAUCCUACCUUUCCGACAUCACCCAGAUCACCAACUUUCCCAGUGCAGGAUCCCGCCGAACCACCAUCCCACUUCCCUCAUUCUCCACAUGCACCUGCAGAGACAGAGGAAAUGCCCUAUCUAGAGCAGGCUGUAGUCCAGCCAUCGAGUGACCGUCCGUUGAGUGGAGUCAUAGCAAAGAUGCCUGUGUCGAUUAACAUUAUACAGUCAAGCCCCGAGGAAAAGGAAAACAAGCUUGACAUAAAUGAAACUUUACCAAUGGAUGAGGUGACAUCACCUUUGCCGGUCUUCAAUGGCAACUCAACUUUCAGUAGUGGAAACGAGAAUGAAGUGAGUGCCAGUCCAACAGUAAAGACAGCUGUCGCUGCUGCCCCACUCCAACCAACAGCUACAUUUUCUGUGUCCUUGGAUGAUGUCAAGAAUGAAUCGCGAAGAACAUUUACUGCAAAUACUAGCCCAUCUAUGGAUACGGCUGUGGCUGCUGCUCCACUCCAGCCAACAGAUACAUUUUCUGUGCCCUUAGAUGAUGUCAAGAAUGAGUCGCGGAGAACAUUUACUGCAAAUACUGGCCCAUCUAUGGAGACGGCUGUAACUGCUGCUCCACUCCAGCCAACAGAUACAUUUAGUGUAUCCUUGAAUGACGACAAGAGUGAGUCGCGGAGAACAUACAAUGUUAAUAAUUUUCAAGAGGAGAAGCAGCAGCAGCUGCCACGUCGCACUUUUUUUGUAGAAGACAAUCGGCAGAUAGAAGAGAAUCCUCCCGUCUUGGAGCAGCCGUCUGUAAGUGAGAAAAAUACACGAAAAACUUUCAACUUGGAGUCCAAAGCGCUAGAACAAAAAUCACCCAUUUCUACACCGCAUGAAGCUACCGAGGAAGAUGAUUUUGAACCCAUGGAUGUCGAUGUGUCCAUGCGAUCAGCCGAGACACCAGCGCUGACCAGGACGCCAUCUGUUCCCAUUUGCAAUGUUCAAUCGGCGCCGGAAUCUCCACCAUUUGUAUCGACAUCGCCUCCCAUUCCCACCCACCAAACGCAGCAGCUAAAGCGUGUUCCCAUUCAUGGCAAUACCACCAUAGUUUUAGACGAACAACAACUUUCGGCCAAAGAACAAGCAACAUUGAGUGCCAGUGACGAGAAGGACGAUGUCUUUGUGGAGCACUUUGGUGCCAUAUCGCCGUUAUCAGAUGACAUGUUCAAAACACCGCAAUAUACUAGCAACAAUUUUGCCAAGAUCCAGUUUAAAGAGCCCGCACCUACAAGGACAACCAACAGGGAUAGUAGAGGCAACAUUGCAUAUGCAGAGAGAGCAGUAACAGGAGAGAGACCGAUCUCUGAUGCUGAAUUUCAAGAUGGUGCCAGCUGUAAUAAUCUAAUAUUUAAUUCAUCAGAUUUCGAUUAUUUAUACACAAAAGGCAAUAAUAAUGCGCCAGUCGAUCGUAGUUCAUUAUUAUUGAAAUUCGAUCCGCUGCUUGGCACCCCAGUGCCCGUCAAUAGUCUCCAGCAGCAGGAGCUAGCCUUGUCAAAUCUACUUGGCGGCAAUAAUAACAACAACAACAACAAUAAUCGUGCCCUAAGUCCCACAUUGGAGGAGCACGAGUCGAGUGGAAGUAAUCAAUCGUUUGCUAUAGAAACGAGUGCCAAAUCGAUAGUAAAGGAAUUGGAAUUUAAGCCUCCUGUGGAUAGAACAAAAAAGCAUGCAAAAAUGAGUGUGGACGUUAUUGAUAACGAUUGUAACAAAACCUUCGAUAAUUCCAAUCUCAAUACGGAGGAUAAGGCAAACAACUAUCACAACAUGGAGGAAUUGGAUAAGAAAUUGAAAAAUGAUGUAACCCGCUCAGAGGAUAUUGAAAAGAAACUCAAAGAUGCCGAACAACGUGAAGAAGCCCUAAUCAAACGAAUAACAGAAAAGGAUAAAAUGAAUUCAAAGCUAAACGGCGUUAUCGAAGCGUAUGAGAAAGCCAUUGCUGAACUAAUAAGUGAAAAGGAACAGCUAGUACAGGAUUAUGACAGGCAAUUACAAGAAGUUCAAACAGAUCGCGAUGCAAAUUACCAUCACUUAACGUCGCUGGAAACGACAUUCUCGGAUCUCCAUGUUAAAUAUGAAAAAAGCAAAGAGAUGACAUUACAUCUUAGACAGGUUGAGGAGACGCUGUUGGCAGAAAAGAAGCAGACAGCGGAGAAUCUGCAAUUGCAAGAACAGCGCUAUGAGAAAAUGAAAAGCCAUGCCAUGCAGCAGCUGGAAAUAGCAAACAAAAAGCUAGAUAGCUGCAAUAGAGAGCGUGCAGAUGAAGUGAAAAAACUGAAAGCUUUACUUAAAAAAGAGGAAGUUUCACGUGUCUCAACGGCCGAGCAAUUGCAACAGAAAUCUCGUGAAAAUGCUGAUCUGCUUAAGAUAUGCGAGGAGCUUAUCUAUGGCAAGGGACAAGGUGGUAGUAGUUAAACAAACUCUGCGAAUGGAUUUUAUCGUUUUGUAUCUUUGGCUGGAUUGUAAAAUGCGCACACACUCACACACACACACAGACACAGACACAUCCCCAUAAACAUUCUCACAAUUACAUAGAAACAACAUCA